AUGGAUCUUGACAAGAUGACCGACGGCGAGCGCGUCGCCGCGGCGACCGGGCAGGACCUUGAGCAGGCUCGCCGUGGCCUGGAGCUGCCGCCGUCCGCCGGCCAUGGCACCAACCGUCUCGCCAUUGGCAAUCUCAUACGGGAGGUACAGAGAAACGACCUGGAGGGCGUGGCGACGUUCCUGGUGGUGUUCUGGUCGUGCACGGCGGCGGUGAUGCAGGAGACGCGCCACGCGCUCAGUUUCCCGACGGUGUGCCUCGUCGUCGGCCUCACCGUCGCCUUCGUGCUGGGCUGGAUGGGCCCGGCGCACCUCAACCCAGCCGUCACCGUCACCUUCGCCGCCUUCCGCUACUUCCCCUGGCGCAAGCUCCCGCUCUACGCCGCGGCCCAGCUCGGCGCCUCCGUGCUCGCCUGCCUCUCCGUCAACGCCGUCAUGCGGACGCGCGAGGAGGACUUCUACGGCACCGUGCCCAGGCCGCCGGGCGCGGGCGCGCGGCUGCCGUUCCUCCUGGAGCUCCUCGCCUCCGCCGUGCUCAUGAUCGUCAUCGCCACCGUCGCCAGGAGCUCGGCCAGCAAGGCGGUGGGAGGGAUGGCCAUUGGAGCGGCGGUGGGGACGCUGGGGCUGGUGAUCGGGCCGGUGUCGGGAGGGUCGAUGAACCCGGUGAGGAGCCUGGGCCCCGCGAUCGUCUUCGGGAGGUACACCCACAUCUGGAUCUACGUCGUCGCCCCCGUCGCCGGCAUGCUGCUCGGCGCGCUCUUAAACUUAGCCGUCCGGCAGUCCGAUGCGAUCGUUGGUUUCCUUUGUGGCGGCAGAGGAACGUCAAGCAGAGUCGUCGUCAUCGCUCGCCCCGUCGGUGCAACAGCUGGGUGUUUACAUGAACCGGAUUUUCACCCCUACAAAGUGCACACGUCAGACCGCACCGUCGACCACAUUCGGUACAUCGACGGUGCCCUGCCUGUUUACGUGUUCGCCAACGCGUUUCUUGUGUCAUCAGCUCCAGCUCCCAGUUCACACGCCUCUCUUUCAGUUUGUGUUGGCACGCAGAGCGUGUGCGCCAGCCUACACAACAGCGGGAGCACAGAGGAGAAGGGAGCUAGCUCCUGA
Lolium rigidum is the source of this 1104-nucleotide messenger RNA. RefSeq names its product aquaporin NIP4-1-like. Lineage: Eukaryota; Viridiplantae; Streptophyta; Magnoliopsida; Poales; Poaceae. The transcript has 4 exons. Gene Ontology annotation, molecular function: channel activity. The coding region runs from base 1 to 1104 and encodes 367 amino acids. Gene Ontology annotation, biological process: transmembrane transport. The record is from RefSeq and is a predicted model, not a curated record. Gene Ontology annotation, cellular component: membrane.